CAUGAUUCAAGGUUGAUGGCUUGAUGCCACUGAUAAGGGAGAUAUUUGUACCAGUGUCAACAACUCACAAGAUGAACCAAACUUGGAGGAAAGCUACGACACUUAUCCAAGUUCUGGAGGUCUAAGAGGGAGUACCUUGAAGAAGCAGAAAAAGAAUCCAUGUUGUUGUCUCGGACAUUGCGUAGUACUGGAAUGAUUUGUUUGAUGUAUGUUUUUAUUCCCCCAAGCCCUAGCUCAGUGCCUCCCGACAUCGGUCCUCGGAAUUCCCUCCCAAAUCCAGCCGCCGAGGAAACAAUCCUUCUCUGUCUCGCUCUGUGCCUUCAAAAACCGACUCUGUUUUUGCUGAUUUGCUCUCAAAGGCCAAAGGAAACCUAGGUUGAAAUUCCAAACCCCAGUUAUCGGUUAAAGGAGACAAACUAUUGUAUUCCCUCUUCAAAGUGUCGACCUUUGCGGCUUUUCCCCCACUUGCCGCACAAGGGAGGCUGAUCAUCAUCUAAAAUCAUAUUUUCCUGUGCCGGCUCAAAGCUCUCAUGGAAACGAAGAAGCAACAAAGGCCACCCAUGGCAUUUAGUCUCUCGGUUUCUUAGGUUUGUAUAUUUAUUGUAGCAAUACCUCAAGGGAUUACAACUCUGGAUGUGGGUCUCUACCCCCAGCAUGUACAAAUACAACAAGC
Linum tenue is the source of this 673-nucleotide messenger RNA. Lineage: Eukaryota; Viridiplantae; Streptophyta; Magnoliopsida; Malpighiales; Linaceae. The record is from the annotation of a GenBank genome assembly.